CUCUCUUCAAAACUCUGUCUUCUCAUUUUUAAGGAAAGAAAAUAAAGUAGUGUCAUGAAGUGUCUUUUAAGGCCUUAUUAGCUCAUCUUUAUCUGUCUCUCACAAAACUCUCUCAUUUGAUUUCCAUGCCAAACCCUCUCUUCAAACAACAACCCAGGAAUCCAAAACCAAUUCAAAUUGAAUCACUGAGUGAAUGAGUGAGUUUCAGUGAGUGAGGUUUUUAUAUGGAGGAAGAGGAAUGCAAAAGUGGGAGUAAAAGCAUUGCGGAAAGGAGGGCAGAAAAGUGUGGAUUCAAUGCGCAGAGUCUCAACAAAACUGCGCUUUUUCGGACUGCUACUCCGUUGGCUUCUUCUUCGCCAGCUGCUCGCUCACCCAGGCUCACUAUUCCACCUGGGAUUAGCCCAGCCGCGUUGCUUGACUCCCCUAUCAUGCUCCCAAACACCCAGGUGCUGCCAUCUCCUACCACUGGAACUUUUCCAUUGGUUCCUCUCAACCAUGAUAGUUCAAUGCUGAGCUCGUUGACUGCUGAAGAUGGUGGUAGGUGCAGUGACGUUGGUUCCUCCUUUAAAUUCAUGCCUUAUGGGGAUCCUAAUUUUCCUUCACGCUUUUCUAGCUUUCAAGAGCAGGGAGCUUCUGUUGACUAUCAAGCUCUUGUCUCAAUGCAAACACCAAUGGAUUUUGAGUUCCCAGCAGAGCUGCCAAAAGCAGAUGUCACCAAGAACUGUGCUGCAGAUUUGCCUACUGAGAUGAAAAUGGUCAAAAACAUGAUUAUGAAUGCCAAUUCGAAAAUUCAUCGUUCUGAAGUAGCUGGUGACCAAAAAUCUCUACCCAAAGAACCUAUUCAUGGAGAGGUUAUUGGGACAAAUCAUCUUGUGGAAGGAGACCAGAAAGGGCCAUGCCCUUCAACAGGAACAGAAAGGACAUCAGAAGAUGUAUAUAAUUGGAGAAAGUAUGGGCAGAAACAAGUAAAAGGUAGUGAAUAUCCUAGAAGUUACUAUAAAUGUACCCAUCCAAACUGUCAGGUGAAGAAAAAGGUGGAACGAUCUUAUGAUGGACAAAUAACAGAAAUCAUCUAUAAGGGAACUCAUAAUCAUGCAAAACCCCAGCCUAAUCGCCGAGUAUUUCCUGGGUCGGCAUUUUCAAUAGAUGAAACAUCAAUGAUGGGUGAAGGAAGUGGAACCUGUAAAGUUGAAGGUGGGUCCAUUUGGAGGAAUAUUCAAUCAGGGUCAAAGGAUAUUAAACUUGGUUCCGAUUGGAGGAAUGAUGGGGUGGAAGGGACAUCCUCGGUGUCUGUUGUAUCUGAGCUUUCAGACCCAAUAUCAACCACCCAUGGAAGAUCUGUGGGUGUAUUUGAAUCAGCAGAUACUCCAGAUCUUUCUUCCACAAUUGCCAGUCAUGAUGAUCAUGAAGAUGGAGCCACCCAGGGAAGCAUCUCACUUGGAGAGCAUGCUGAGGAUGAUGAGUCUGAGUCCAAAAGAAGGAAGACAGAUAGCUGCUUGAUUGAAACAAAUUUGGCAUCCAGGGCUGUUCGUGAACCAAGAGUCGUUGUCCAAAUAGAGAGUGAUGUGGACAUACUUGAUGAUGGUUACCGCUGGCGAAAAUAUGGGCAAAAGGUUGUCAAAGGAAAUCCAAACCCUAGGAGCUAUUACAAAUGCACGAGUGCUGGAUGUUCAGUGCGGAAGCAUGUGGAAAGGGCUGCUCACAAUCUGAAAUGUGUAAUUACAACUUAUGAGGGGAAACACAACCAUGAAGUGCCUGCAGCCAGAAACAGUGGUCAAAUAAACUCGAACGGUGGUAAUGUACCUCCUGCUGCUGCUAAUGCUCAACCUGCCCUUACAUUACCCAGACACCCCAAUGUCCUAAAGUCUGAAACCCAAGUUCAAGAUCUUGCACCUCAUUUUGAUAGAAAACCUGAAUUCAAUAAUGACUAUCUGAGCUCCAGUUUUCUUGGAAACUUCAAUAAUGACAUGAAAUUUGGGGCUUCCUCCAUUUACCAAAUGAAGUUUUCACCCCUACAAAAUAACAUGCCUUAUGCGUCUCUUGGACUCAAUUCCAAUUGCAAUGUAACCCAUCAAGCUGGUUCUAUUGCCUCUGUUCUCCCAAACUUCCCAAUUUCACUGCCAUUGAAUCUUCCCCAAGCUGGGAUGGCUGGUUUUGAUUUUAAAAAUGGAAAACCUAUUGGUUCAGUCAAGUCUUUCCUUUCAGGGCAGCAGCUGAAGGAAAAUGAUGUAAGGAUUCUCAGGCCUAAGCAGGAGAAAAAGGAUGAUGAUCUUUAUGAUGCCUGCCUACCCAUUGUUGAUCAUGGAAAUGCAUUAUCAUCAUCAUCAUCAUCUUCAUCAUCUUUAUAUCACCAGGUCAUGGGAAGUUUUCCAUCUUGAGUUUUAUUCUCUUUUUGCUUCUAUAGUAGUCAACAACAAAGAGAAACUUGCUUGUCUUUUUGUGGUGCCGUUUUAUUGCCAAUUCAUUGUUUUUUUUUUUUUUUUUCAUAUAUAUGUAUAUAUAUAUAUAUAUAUCUAUAUAUUAUAAACGCAUAUUAUGAAAAAU
Messenger RNA from Quercus lobata, 2544 nucleotides. Its product is annotated as probable WRKY transcription factor 2. The transcript has 5 exons. Gene Ontology annotation, biological process: regulation of DNA-templated transcription. Lineage: Eukaryota; Viridiplantae; Streptophyta; Magnoliopsida; Fagales; Fagaceae. Gene Ontology annotation, molecular function: sequence-specific DNA binding; DNA-binding transcription factor activity. The record is from RefSeq and is a predicted model, not a curated record. Bases 225 to 2378 code for a protein of 717 amino acids.